Molecule: messenger RNA, 1902 nt
Organism: Kogia breviceps (pygmy sperm whale)
Lineage: Eukaryota; Metazoa; Chordata; Mammalia; Artiodactyla; Physeteridae
Gene: CORO1B
Product: coronin 1B
Biological process (GO): actin filament organization; cell migration
Molecular function (GO): actin filament binding
Source: RefSeq, a predicted model, not a curated record
UUCCCGCUUCCUGCUUCCCAGAGACUGGGAUACGGAGCCACCCGAGGACAGUGCUGCAGCCUCCUGGCGUCCCUGUCAUGUUCCGCAAAGUGGUUCGGCAGAGCAAAUUCCGACACGUGUUCGGGCAGCCUGUCAAGAAUGACCAGUGCUAUGAGGACAUUCGAGUGUCCCGUGUCACCUGGGACAGCACCUUCUGCGCCGUCAACCCCAAGUUCCUGGCAGUGAUUGUGGAGGCCAGCGGUGGAGGCGCCUUCCUGGUGCUCCCCCUAAGCAAGACCGGCCGCAUCGACAAGGCCUACCCGACAGUGUGUGGACACACAGGACCUGUCCUGGACAUUGACUGGUGUCCCCACAAUGACGAAGUCAUCGCCAGCGGCUCAGAGGACUGCACGGUCAUGGUGUGGCAGAUCCCGGAGAACGGGCUGGUCUCCCCGCUGACGGAGCCGGUGGUGGCGCUCGAGGGGCACACCAAGCGAGUGGGCAUCACCGCCUGGCACCCGACGGCCCGCAACGUGCUGCUCAGCGCAGGCGGCGACAACGUGGUGUUCAUCUGGAACGUGGGCACGGCGGAGGCGCUGUACCGCCUGGACAGCCUGCACCCCGACCUCAUCUACAACGCCAGCUGGAACCGCACGGGCAGCCUCUUCUGCACCGCGUGCAAGGACAAGAGCGUGCGCAUCAUCGACCCCCGCCGGGGGACUCUGGUGGCGGAGCGGGCGAAGGCUCACGAGGGGGCCCGGCCCAUGCGGGCCAUCUUCCUGGCGGAUGGCAAGGUGUUCACCACGGGCUUCAGCCGCAUGAGCGAGCGGCAGCUGGCGCUCUGGGACCCAGAAAACUUCGGGGAGCCCAUGGCUCUGCAGGAGCUGGACUCUAGCAAUGGGGCUCUGUUGCCCUUCUAUGACCCUGACACCAACGUGGUCUACGUCUGUGGCAAGGGUGACUCCAGCAUCCGGUACUUUGAGAUCACAGAUGAGCCCCCCUACAUCCACUUCCUGAACACGUUCACCAGCAAAGAGCCCCAGAGGGGCAUGGGCAGCAUGCCCAAGAGGGGCUUAGAGGUCAGCAAGUGCGAGAUUGCCCGGUUCUACAAACUGCAUGAGCGCAAGUGUGAGCCCAUUGUCAUGACUGUGCCACGAAAGUCGGACCUCUUCCAGGAUGAUCUGUACCCCGACACGGCUGGGCCUGAGGCGGCCCUGGAGGCAGAGGAGUGGGUGAGCGGGCGGGAUGCCAACCCCAUCCUCAUCUCCCUGCGGGAAGCCUACGUGCCCAGCAAACAGCGGGACCUGAAGGUCAACCGGCGCAACGUGUUAUCAGACAGCCGGCCCGCCGUGGCCCCUGGCUCCCCCCGCCCGGGGGCCUCCACGCCUGCUGCCUUCACCAGUACUGCCGCCCCUGGCGGCAGCCUUGCCGGAGCCGGGGAGGCUGGGAAGCUGGAGGAGGUGAUGCAGGAGCUGCGAGCCCUGAGAGCGCUGGUCAAGGAGCAGGGGGAACGCAUCUGCCGCCUGGAGGAGCAGCUCGGCCGCAUGGAAAAUGGAGACGCCUAGACCUCGGGCCCAGUGGAUGCCACUCCCCAUUCACCUCCUCCUCCCACCCCUUUCUCAGCCUCUGCUGGCAGGUCACGCCAACUCCGGCUGGCUGCCCCUGCUCCCGCUGAGGGUUUCUGGGGCAGGUUCAGGGACCAGUCCACACCCUGACCCAUCCUGUGGGAUGGAGCCAUCCUCUAGGCUGGAGCCACUGCCUGGCUUUGGGCAUUGUUACUGGGGAGGGGUUUUGUACCCAGGAGAGCUUCUACUCUGAGGCACCGUCUCCCCGACCCCCACCCAGCCCCCCUGCUCCCUCCCCUGAGGAAGCAGGAGGGAUGGGCUCUAUAUUUUCAUUCCAAAUAAAAUUCUCUUUCUAAAA